UCCAGAGCAGCCGGUAUUCCCUCCCCUGUCCCUUCUCUUCCCUCCGCCUCCUGUCGUCAUCCCGAGCCACGUGUGAGGGAAGCUGAAUACCAGCUGAAACCCCAGAUUUAUAAUCCCGGCAUGAGCGGCAGCAGCAGCUGUGUUGCUCCGGAGGAUGCAAUAAGCAGUCGCGAGUGGGGAAUACUGCCAGUAAUCCUUCUCUGCGUGCCCUUCCUCCUGCCGACCACGGGAACAUGAAGGCUGUGUCCAUCCAGAUCCUGCUCGUGCUGAGGGCCUUGUGCCUGGUCACCCUGGCUGGAGGGCAACCCAAAGCACCCCUGAAGUGUUCCAAGGAGUGCUCUAUCUUUACACCCGAGAUAGCAGAGAAGAGGAUAAAGAACUACCGCUGGACCGAGCCCAGAUGCCCGAAAAAAGCCAUCAUAUUAACUACUCUGAAGUCUAAGGAGUUUUGUGCAGAUCCGAAGGCUGAGUGGGUGAAGAAGAUUGUAGAGAAACUGGACCAGAAGAAGGCCACGGCCUCCCCUCUUGCUCGUGGUGCCACCUCACCAGAAGAGCCCGGUGAUGUUCAGAAACAGGUUGGUCCUCCAGUGAGGGCUCCAUCUCCAGCCACUGCUCCAGCUGGUUUCUUCCAAGGGACUGGCACAGCAGUCUGGGAGGGAACACACUCUCCUGCUGCAAGGACAGAGGUGGCCAGCGAGUCCCCACCAGGCAGGCAGGACAGCACCCAGCUCCCUGCAGGAUCACCCCCCGUGACUCAGGGAUAUGCUGCGCACUCUGAGGUCACUCCAGAAGCAAGCAGAGACUCCUCAAAUUCUCCUGCACCUUCAGCAACUGUUGCAGCAGGUGUGGACUCCAGCCAGCCCACCCCACAUCCCACAGCUCUCGUGCGUGGCUUUUACAGCACCAUCAGAGCUGCAGAGGAACGUGCAGGACAAACUGCAAAUGCCAUGGCUGAUGCUCAAGACACAACUUCUCCUAACUCAGAUUCAGACCCGGUGGCAACUACUAAAGGAUCAGAUAAACCUCUGACAGAUGAAUCUACAAGUGCCAGGCCCAAUGCACCAGACACCGCUUCCAGCACUUCCAGAUCCGAUCUCCCCUCCAUCCUGGACAGCGUGGGCAUUACAACACCCCCAGACAUACCAAUUCCACCAGGCACUAGUUCAGUUUCUACUCUGAACUCCACCAUUGCCACAGACAAAGGGGCUUCUGUCCACAGCCACAGGGUUGUUGGUUCCUCUGCAGAUGGGUCUGGUACCAGAACAUCUGAUUAUUCCUCACCUGCAGCAGAGCAAGAGCCUUCUGAUACAGCAGUUUUUGCUGACCAGGCAUUCUCAGGCCAAGCCAGGGCGCGGACGAUCACAGACAGGCCAAACCAUCAGCCCCUGUCCAGCUUCUUCUCUCAAACACAGUUUGUCAUCCCCGUGUCCGUGGUGAGCGCGGUGACGAUCUGCAGCGUCGCUCUGGUGUGGCUCUACCUGAAGUUUGGAAUCAGACCAGAAGACUCGUCGAGAGAAAUGGUACAGGGCUUGCUCUACCAGAGGGCAGGGCACCAAAACAACGCCUAUCCAAUGGAAGUCAUCUGAGCGCUUCAUGGCCUGGGCGUUUUUGGCCUGAACCACGUGUGUGUUAUUGCAGAAACGCUGUUCAUGCUGAACAGGUGACCACGGGUAGGAAGCAAACCAGGGAAUAAAAAUACCAGAGGAAACCAGGAUUCUCGCAGAGCAAAAUGUCCAGCAAUGCAUCUGUUUUGUCGCUGAGCAAUGACAGUGUUUUGGAAAUCGUUGGGACACUUCUUUCCUUCUGGCACUGUUACACACAAAAGCUGUGGCUGCUCUUUGCCAGGGGGUGGGCAGGAGUGGAUUCCCAAAUUGCUGUUGGGAAUUUUCCUGUGGUUCACCGUGGCUAAGCCAAGAAGCCACUCCCUCAGCCACACUGUUGGGCUCAGCCAACUCGAGCAAUCUUUUAGCACCAAACCCACACGAUUUGCACUUUUAAACUCUCUGCUGCUUCUUUGUGCUU
Messenger RNA from Empidonax traillii (willow flycatcher), 2022 nucleotides. Its product is annotated as flocculation protein FLO11-like. The record is from RefSeq and is a predicted model, not a curated record. Gene Ontology annotation, cellular component: extracellular region. The transcript is spliced from 4 exons. Gene Ontology annotation, molecular function: CCR chemokine receptor binding; chemokine activity. Lineage: Eukaryota; Metazoa; Chordata; Aves; Passeriformes; Tyrannidae. The coding region runs from base 234 to 1586 and encodes 450 amino acids. Gene Ontology annotation, biological process: G protein-coupled receptor signaling pathway; inflammatory response; cellular response to interleukin-1.